Messenger RNA from Angiostrongylus costaricensis, 657 nucleotides. NCBI's taxonomy places the organism in Eukaryota, Metazoa, Nematoda, Chromadorea, Rhabditida, Metastrongylidae. The record is from the annotation of a GenBank genome assembly.
AUGGGACAGCGACUGGAACCAAACCUUGCCGUUGCCUUUAUGUCUAAGGUGGAAGCACCAGUAAUCGAUCUCAGGCCAUUACUCUACUGUAGCUAUAUAGAUGACUGUUUUGUCAUCUGCUCCACAAAAGAGGAGAUGGACAAAUGCUUUGAGUCAUUGAACGAACAGUCAAAAUACAUAAAAUUCACCCGUGGGAAACCGAAAGGAAAUCGGCCUCCAUUUCUAAACGUUCAAAUCAACCUAUCCGAAAACGGCUACAUCACAAAAUGGUAUCGAAAGCCAAGUAGUAAGAAUAUAGUGGUUCAUUACCUCUCCUCUCAUCCCUCACACACGAAAAGGGCGCUUAUAAGAAAUAUGUUUCGAACCGCCGCCAGCGUCAUAAUGAACAAGUCAUAUGAUGGCGUUCCAUUUAACAAUAGGCCUGAUAGGUACUUCUUAGUCGGAAAUUCGACCAACUAUGGAUCCCUUGCCGUCGAAAAAGAGCCGCUCAGGAAGGAUCUUAAGCUCAGGCUACAAGGUAAGUUGCCGUGCAGUAGUACCAACAAUGAGGGUCUCGGAAAGUACUACUACGACUGCCAUAGGAUUUCGUGCAAAAUCGCGAUCGAUCAGCGUUCUAAUACGCAUGCCUCUAAAGCGUCAUAUCUUGAGACUCCUUAA